AUGUCAGAUCCAUAAAAGGUCCCCAAAGUAGAGUGCUCACUAUCUGACAUUGUCUUUGGUGUCUCACUAGGAGAGGGUGCUUUUGGAAAUGUAAGAGUUGGUUGGUUAAAGACGAACAAAAGUCAAAAAUAUGCUGUGAAGACCAUGAAGAAAGCUGAGAUUAUAAAGAGCAAACAUGUUGACCAUAUCGAGAAUGAGAAAAACAUCUUAGAAAAAAUACAGCAUCCGUUUGUGCUGGAUUACUAUGGAUUUUUGCAAGACGAAAGAUACAUUUAUUUCUUGACAGAGCUAUUGCGAGGUGGAGACUUGUUCACAUAUCAUCGCUCUGUUGGGCAUUUUAGUGCAAAGCAGACUCAAUUCUAUGGAGCAUAAAUCGUCUGUAUAUUUGAAUAUCUGCACGGGAAAGACAUUAUUUACAGAGACUUAAAGCCUGAGAAUAUUAUGAUUGGAGAUGAUGGGUUCCUGAAACUUAUCGAUUUCGGAUUUGCUAAAGUAGUUAGAAAGAGAACAUACACUAUCUGUGGAACUCCUGAGUACAUUGCCCCAGAAAUUUUAUUAAAUCAGGGUCACUCAAAACCUGUAGACUGGUGGACUCUUGGUAUACUUGUUUAUGAGAUGUUGGCAGGUUUCCCACCAUUUUAGGAUGAAGAUCCAAUGAACAUCUAUAGAAAGAUCAUAAAUACAAAGCCUAGAUACCCAGAGGGCUUCGACUCUAAGUGCAAGAGUCUUGUGAAGCAUCUGCUUAGAAGAGAUCUCUCCAAGAGAUUCGGUAACCUCAAGAAUGGAGUAGAUGACAUAAAAAACCACAGAUUUUUCGAGCAUUUUUCGUGGUCAAACCUGCUCCUGAAAAAAUUAGAUACCCCUUAUCUUCCCAAACUCGAAGCGGUUUCGGAAAAGGAAUCAUCUUUUACUAAGGAUAAAUCUUCACAAGCAGAGAAGGUGGAGAAGGGAGACGAUCCUUUUAUAAAUUGGUGA
Messenger RNA from Stylonychia lemnae, 975 nucleotides. The record is from the annotation of a GenBank genome assembly. NCBI's taxonomy places the organism in Eukaryota, Ciliophora, Spirotrichea, Sporadotrichida, Oxytrichidae.